CUGCACGCGCGUGGUGUGUUUGCCGCGGGUGGAGUGUGAGCGGCGCCAUUUUCCGUGAAUUUUGGUGCUUUGUGCAGUCAUACGUGGUGUGAGCUAUCGUCCUGGUGUGCCAGUGUGAAGCACCAACUACCUAGUAAGAAAGUGGGCUUGACUUUGUGUGGUAACGGACGAAACGUGCAGCUAGAGGUACUGUCAUGGCAGACAAUACCUUGUACCAGUUGCUCGGUGUAGCAAGGAAUGCAUCGGAUGGCGAUAUAAAAAAGGCGUAUCGGCGGCUGGCCAAGGAGUUCCACCCGGACAAGAACCCUGAGGCCGGCGACAAGUUCAAGGAGAUCUCGUUCGCGUACGAGGUGCUGACCGACCCGCAGAAGCGGCGCAUCUACGAUGCGCAGGGCAUCCGUGGCCUGCAGGAGGGCGGCGGCGGCGGCGCCGACAUGGCCGGCUUCGGCGAGGACAUCUUCUCCCACUUCUUCGGCGGCGGGCUGGGCGGCAUGUUCGGCAUGGGCGGUGGCCGGCAGCGCGGCCCACGCCGCGGCGAGGACACUGUUUACCCCCUCAAGGUGACGUUGGAGGACCUCUACAACGGUAAGACGUCGAAGCUGCAGCUGAGCAAGAGCGUGGUGUGUGCCAGCUGCGGCGGCACCGGCGGCCGCAUGGGCACGGCUCCGGCGCCCUGCCGCGGCUGCCAGGGGCGCGGCAUCAAGAUCCACAUCCGCCAGAUCGGACCGGGCAUGGUGCAGCAGAAGCAGACCAUGUGUCCCGACUGUCACGGCGAGGGCGAGCUGAUGAGUGAGCGCGACCGCUGCCGCACCUGCGCCGGCCAGAAGACCACCAGCGAGGUCAAGAUACUGGAGGUACACGUGGACAAGGGCAUGCGUGACAGCCAGAAGAUCACGUUCCGCGGCGAGGGGAACCAGAAGCCGGGCAUCGAGCCGGGCGACGUGAUCGUGGUGCUGCAGCAGGUGCCGCACGAGGUCUUCCAGCGCGACGGACACGACCUGCACAUGACGAAGAAAAUUUCGCUGACCGAGUCGCUGUGUGGCUUCCGGAUCCCGAUCAAGCACCUGGACGACCGGACAGUGGUGAUCAUGUCUGAGCCGGGCACCGUCCUCCAGCCAGGCGCGCGCAAGGGCGUCCGCGGUGAGGGCUUCCCCAUCCACCGGAUGCCGUUCGAGAAGGGCAACCUGUACUUGCGCUUCGAGGUGGACUUCCCGGCCAACCACUGGGCGCCGGAGCCGGUGUACCCGCAGCUGGAGGGCCUGCUGCCGCCGCGGCGCGCCUACCAGCGGCCGCCCGGCGAGCACGUGGAGGACGUGCACCUGGAGGACUUCGAUCCCAGCACGCAGUCACGGUCGGGCCGCGCCGAGGCGUACGACGAGGACGAGGAGGAGCACGGCGGCCCGGGCGUGCAGUGCGCCCACCAAUAACGCACGCACCGCGCUAGAUCGUAAUGCGUCGACGCCGCGCCGCCGAGACGGUGGCGCGGCGGGCCCCGCCGCCGCCGCGACGGGUGCCUGUCAGCGUCCCGGCCGGCGGAGGCUCGGAGAGCGGCGCGCCCGAGUCCGGCGCCGCAAGAGGCGAAUGAAUCCGCGCGCGCGGCGGUGCGCCGUCCGGUGUCGUGGGCGGCGCGGGGCCGGUGGCGGCGAAGUCCCGCUGCUAUGUGGCCCGGUGUCGCCGAGGCCCGAGGGUCCUGUGGUCUGGUGUCACCGAGGCCCGAGGGACGUGGUCUGGUGUCACCGAGAGGCGUGUGGUCCGGUGUCACUGAGGCCUGAGAGCCGUGCGGUCUGGCGUCACCGAGGCCCGAGGGAUGUGUGCUCUGCUGUCGCCGAGAAACGUGCGGUCCGGUGUCGCCGAGAGAUGCAUGGUCCGGUGUCACCGAGACCCGAAGGGACGUGUGGUCUUGUGUCAUCGAGGCCUGAGAGGUGUGUGGUCCGGUGUCACCGAGGCCCGAGGGACGUGUGGUCCGGUGUCACCGAAGCCUGAGAGACAUGUGGCGCGGUGACACCGAGGCCCGAGGGACGUGUGGUUCGGUGACACCGAGCCCCGAGGGAUGCGUGGUCCGGUGUCGCCGAGGCCCGGCAAAUAUAGAACGGUCCGUCGUCACCAUUACCGCAGUGAAGCGGGAUUCAAAUUUGCUGGGACCCAAUCCCACAAGGUUGAGGCCUGUCUCGGCCCCGGGAGAAGUCGUGCUCUGGUGUCGUCGGACCCCGCUGAAGAGCGGCGCCGGUGUGAUGUGGCGCCGGCCGGCAUCCGGCGGCCCCAACGAACUGAGGUCGUGCGAGGGGAGCGACGACUCCGUAGCACCUGUCUCGAGCGGGCCCGGUGCCCCGGCGGCGGCUGUGCGCAGGGGAGCGAGACGGGGUCGGGUAGCGGGCUGACUCAGGGCCGUCAUCCGUGAACCCGGGCUGCCGCACGGCGCCCCGCGCGGUGCGACUGCUGUAGUGAGUGACUUGUGGGUCGGGAACUGCACCCGGGUGACUGUGCGUGUGUGUGUGUGUGUGUGUGAAAUCGUGGGCCGACCACGUGCGUUCGAUGGGGGGGGGCUCUGCGGCGCCGGACGGUGCGGGAGCCGACGAUCUGCGGGUCGGGUGGCUCUGCCGCCCACCACUGGACGAUCGCCUAAGGAAACGUGUUGGCAGUGGGCGAGGGGGACAGCCCCGUCGAACAUAUGUGGAAAUUCAGGUUGUAAGUAUCGUGAAGUAACGCAAAUUGUGCAAAGUUGGAUUUGUGCUAUUCGAGAGUCUCCAGGUUAUGAUUGUUGUUUAUGAUCGUGCUCGUGUUCUGCACAUAGCUCUUCUGCUCUGCCUGCCGUGGGAUGCUCGGGAACGAGCUACGAGGCGGUGGCUUUUAGAUCCGGCAACUACCGCGGCGCUGUGUAGGGCUCGGUUGUCACGUUAUCUAAUGAGUGGUCGUUUCGUUUGGUGCGUAUGUCUGUCUGCGUGAGCUUGUCUGGCCCCACGGAGAGGCACUUCUAUACAAUAAAUCAGCCGUACUUCGCCGCGUGA
Molecule: messenger RNA, 3005 nt
Organism: Pollicipes pollicipes
Lineage: Eukaryota; Metazoa; Arthropoda; Thecostraca; Pollicipedomorpha; Pollicipedidae
Product: dnaJ homolog subfamily A member 2
Exons: 7
Coding region: 195-1427 (410 amino acids)
Biological process (GO): response to heat; protein folding
Molecular function (GO): Hsp70 protein binding; ATP binding
Source: RefSeq, a predicted model, not a curated record